AUUCAUUAUUUAUUCGGGCAAAACAAAAUAGUCAAUAAAAUAAGUGAGCAACAUUAAGUUAACUAAAAGCGUACGGCUUGUGGGUGUGUAAGCUGCGAUUCACCGAAAGUGUUCAUUUGUUGUUAUUAUUGGCAUCAAAAUUUCGCACAUACUCGUAUAUAGACAUAUGCGGCGGCAACAAGGCAUUGAAACGAAAACGUAUAAUCAAAAUCAAAGCGGCAAUUAAAAAUUAUUCUUAAGAUAAAAGUUAACAUAGUGUUUUAAUCGGCGAAAUCAUUUAAAAUCUAAGUUCAAGUAUUGUUUUCGUGUCUCGGUCUCGCACAACUCGAAUUUCCCGACGAGGGUGGAAAACCGUGAAAAGUGUUUUCGCCUGUGUGUGAAUGUGUACAUGUGUGUAUCGAAUAAUGUGAAAAACCUUGCCAAAGAAUAAUAAAGAAAACGAAAACAAUGUUUAAACAACAAUUUAAUGCAUUCCUUGCACGAUAAGUGUAACUCAGUCGUUGCAACAAACCAGCGCACGCACGCACACAUAUAAACACAAAAACAAAAAGCAGGCACCAGUUUUGUGCUGCAAGGCGAGGCGUGUCAGGAUUGAAACGACGUUACCAUCGCUGUAGUCGUUGCCACUGCCACAAUCACACAGCUUUGAGCCAAAUUUUUUGGCCCUUUACUUGUGCACAGCAGCAUAGCACGCAUACACAUACACCUAAGCAUACACUGCUGGUUAUUCCUGUUUGACUUCAUUUUCAUUCGCGCCGCCCGCUGCCAAUUUGGAGCUACUUUCGCCUCAUAAGCAUACAUAUAACAUACAACAAUUUUUUGGCAAGCAAAAUGUCGACGCGCUCGCAAUUAACGAAGGACUUAAAUGAGAGCGUAAAAGCCGUUCUGGGUCGUCACACCAAGAUUUUGGUCAAAUAUAUGGUCAAGUUGGAAACGAAAGGCGAUAAAACGGAGAAUCGAGUUUUGGUUUUCACGCCAGUACGGAUUUAUUUGCUCAGUGCUAAAGUUCCCACAAAGAUCGAAUGUCAUUUUCACUAUUUGGAUAUUGUGGGAGUGGAGAGCAAAAAACCAACACACUUUUCUAUUAUAACAAAUGAUCGGCCAUAUUCAUUUGCCACCACUGGCGAUGCGGGCAACUUUAGUUCGAACGCCGACGUCGUUUUAACCGAUUUGGCCUCUGCGAUUAAACAAAUAUUUCCAACAGUUCCUCUCAAGUAUAUUAUUAAAAAGAUCGACAUACAACCACCUGAACGCGAAACAAUUUUCUCCGAGGAAUUCCGACCCUCCGACCCGCGCAAUGUGGGACCCUGUGGGGGCUUUAGUGCUCAAUAUGCCUGCAUGUGCGAUUUUCAUGGCGUGCCGUAUCGAGAGGAAGUGGCCUGGGAUGUCGAUACUAUAUAUUUAUCGCACGAUACGCGCAUCUUGAAUUUGCGUGAUUUUGAUCAUUUGGAACCAAAAGACUUAAUGGCCAUUGUAUCCGCCUUGGAGUAUAAUACAUUUUUUCGUGGCCUAAAGGCUGCGCACAUGCGACUAUCGCAUGAGACUUUGGAACGCAUAUUGCAUGUGCUCAAGCGUUCGAUGUGGCUGGAGGAGCUGCAUUUGGAGGCAUUAGGUUUAAGAUGGGAUUUUCUAAGUAAGCUAUCGAUAUCUGUGAUUACAAAUAGUAGUCCCGCCAUUCGCACCAUCGAUCUGAGUCACAAUCUAAUUGAGGAUAAAGGAGCAAGCUCAUUGUGUGCCCUACUUGGGAAAAUUGUACAAGGAGCCAUACAUCUGGCCGGUCCCAUAGCCAAAGUCUCCAAGGGCCUGUGCAAACUGGCACUCGCGCACUGCGGCCUCACAUCGAAGGGCGUCAAUCAGAUGUCGCAUUCACUGACGCUCAAUCAAAGUAUUGCCAAUUCGCUCACGUAUUUGGAUCUAAGCGGCAAUAGUCUAAAGGAUGACAUAACCAAUUUGCACAAUUUUCUGGCUCAACCCAAUGUGCUGGAGCACUUGGAUCUUGCCUCAACGGACAUCCUGCUAGAGAACCUAUUCGGUGCACUUCUGCGCGGCUGUGCGACACACCUGGUACAUCUGAACGUCUCACACAACUCGUUUAGCACCAAAAAGGGCAAAGAGAUACCCCCCUCCUUCAAGCAAUUCUUCACGAGCACACUCAGCUUGAAGCAUCUGAAUAUUGCUGGCUGCAAACUGCCCAUGGAGGCGCUCAAAAAUUUGUUGCUCGGCCUAGCCUGUAAUGAGUCAACAGCUGGACUGUACUUAGACUUAAGUAGCAAUACGCUGGGUACGCAGGGCGCCCAUGUUCUGGAGUCCUGCAUACAUGGCGUGCGUGUGCUCCAGAGUCUGGACAUCAGUGACAAUAAUUUGGAUUCUGAGCUGGCACCAGUGUUGACGGCCAUCUCGAAGAAUCCGUCGAUACGGACGCUGCAAAUGUGCCGCAACUUGACGGGCAUGAAGCCGAAGCACAUCCCGCCCGUAAUGGAUGCUCUAGUCAAUCUAAUACAGAAGGAUGAUUUUCCAUUGGCCGAGCUGGUGUUGUCGGAGAAUAAGCUAAAGAACGAUAUUCAUGACUUCAUAAAUGCGCUGGGCAGCAAUCAGAGUCUGCAGAAAUUGGAUAUUAGUGGCAACUACAUGGGGGAUGUGGGCGCCCGUUUGCUGGCCAAGGCCCUGCAGAUAAACAAUAAGCUGCGCACGAUUUAUUUGGACAAGAACAACAUAACGCUGCAGGGAUAUGCGGAUAUUGUGUAUGCCCUGGAGAAUAAUCACAGCAUGCGCACGAUUCCGUUUCCCGUGUUUGACAUUGCGCCGCAUCUAAAGAAUCAUCCAGACAAGACGGAUGCCGUAAUGCGAAAGAUGCAGGAGCUGCUGCAGCGAAAUGGGAAUGGGCUCAAACGAGCCACCGGGCAAGGCUUUCGACUGCAACAUGGCUUUAUGCUGUCCUCGACACACCAGCUGGUCGAUAAAUUGGUUGCCGAAACACAAGAUACCAUGUCCAUAGCCAAGGGCAACAAUGAAUCCAUGACAGCUGUCCAGCGGCUCAUCACAGAUGCAGAGAACUGCAAGCAACUGAUGCCAAAGCUCCAGGAGGCAGUGCGCAGUGAUGCCCAUCCCAUAGAGAGUAAAUUGACGCGCGUCGCCAGCGAACUGAGCUACACGAUCAAGAGCUAUUUGGAGGAGACGCUGGAGACCAUGAUACGCACCGGUAUCGAGCAGUGCCCCAAGACACUGGGCAACCAGAUAGUGGUGCAGGACUUGCGCAAAGUGCUGAGCGAACGUUUGGUGGUGCCCGAAGAUUUUCUACAGAACUGUCUGCUGAAUAAUGCGGGCAGCGAAAUUAUGAAUAAAGUUGGCGAAAUUGAGCAAUCGUUGGCCGCCACCAUUUCGGAUCGUGCCACAGAUGAGGUGCUCGAGGCACUGACACGCUACCGUCGUGGCUUGGGCAUUUCGGAAUCGCCAUCAGUGAUGUUGCUGGAUGAGCCACAAACCCCGGAUAUUGUACGCAGUCGUUCGAGUCAUGAUGCCGAUGGUUUGAUCAUACGCCCCGGUGGACGAGGCUCAAUAUUGCCCAAACUGGGCUUGGAUUCGCCCACUAAAUUGGAAUAUCUGAACCUUGCCACUCCUCAUUUGCCCACCAAGCGGCGAUCUGUAGCUCGCAAGGUGCGUCCUCAAUCGGUUGUGGAGAAUCUCAGUCUGGGCCACAUACCGGACCUACUCGAGUCGCCAAAUUCACAUCGUUCCAACUCCCAGCUGUCGACGCGGACAGGAGCCACUUGCACCAACAACAUGACAGACAGCACUGUGGUCAUGGACGAUGGUGGGGUGGAUGAGUGCUGCGACUCCAUCACCGAGUUGCCCAGCGCCUCGUUUCAGCUCCAGCAUUUGGUGAAGGGGCGACCGAAGCGCGCCAAGACGCGUGCACCAACACGUCCACUAGUCAACGCAGAGUGCACCGGAGGCGGUCGUGAGAUUGGCGAGGGUCUGGAGCACUUCUUUCGACCGGGCUCAGUGACACCCACCACGCUGACGCCACUCGUUUCGCCCACAUCCGAGGAAUGCAGCUCUCUGUCGUUUGUCGACAGUCCAACCAUGAGUCGCGACGGUAAUGGACACAUGACCUCUGAGGAAACCACGCCCAUACUCGAGGAGCGCAGACCAAUUAAAUUGGAGCGGCAGUCGCCGUUGCUGAAAAGCGCUUCUUGGGCCACACGUUCACGCUCGACGGAUAACUUGGAGAAAUACUCUCCGCUGGUUGGAAGAAAGUCGCCGCUGGUAAAAAUGCGUACCGAAGGUGGUCCUGGGGCCGAUGAAAUGGCCGCACCUGCAGUGCCGGGUCUGCUUAAGCCAAGUACGCGUGAUGACAAAAUGCGUUCGCCCAGCAGCGAUUCGAUCAAAAGCCAUGCCACUGGAGAGGGCAGCGUGAUAGUAAAGACGGGUAAUGGCAUUCUGAGGACGCCGAUUGUUCUGCAGAAGCCACGACCCUGGUCUGUGGUGGGCAGUGAGCCGAAGUCAAACAGUGAGGGUAUUACAGGCAAUGGAGACUCGACGAAAACUACUCCAGACAGGCUGGAAGAAGAUGUUGAAGUUCUUGCAUUUGGACAGAGCACUGGAGGCUCUAUUGUGGGUAUUACACCGGGUAUAGCCAUAGCAGCAGGUGGCAGUGGUGGCGGCAGCAUUGUAGGCAUUACACCAGGCGCCGCCUUAGAGAAGAAAUCCGUUCGAGAACUGGCGGCGGGUCUCAGUCGUUUGGAACUGCCCCUCAAGCCGCCAAUAAUGCCCAGAACUGUUUUGAAUACAGCGAAUAGAACAAGCGUUACUAGUAAUAGCAGCACUAGCUCCAGUUCCUCAACUGCCGCCGCUGGUACGACAACAGCAACAACAAAUCUGACAACGACGACAGUAGUGAGUAAUCAGCUGCGUUCCAAGAUCAUCAGCACGAGCAGCACGAACAACGAAACUCAGGAAACUCUGAGUAAGACCAUCAUCACGGAGCACGGCAAUAAUACCAGUAGUAGUGUCAGUAGCAAUGAACAGAAGCAUGCCAUGGCCUGUGCGAGCCUCAUCAGCAAUGAAAUACUCAGCAUUCGGAAUGGCCAGGCCAUAACGAAAACAUCCAGCUGUGCCGAGAGCAAUGUGAAACGGAUAGCGGGCAAAGAGAUCUCAACUCUAUUCGAGGCGACAUUAGUUGAAGGCCUACAGCGGACCUCCAUGCGUCGCUCAAAUAGAGAAUCGCCGUACACAAAAGAGGAUGUCGUUGAUUUAUAAAUUGUUUAGAUACAUGUGUGCUCAACAUUCCUUUACAACAAUAAUCCCCCCUCCCAAUAAGCCGAAGAGCUGCCGAAGUUUUCGCGUGCGUUGAGGAAAAUUCUGAUGGCAACUUAUGUCUUUAAGCAUUCGUACUGAACAAUAAUGUAUGUGCAAUUGCGCGUGUUUUGUUUUUGAUUUUUAAACUUUAUUUUAAAUGAACGUGAUUUAUUUAUUUAUAUACUUUUUACCUAAAAAACUUUUGCAUAUUUAUACCUAUAUAUAUAUAAACAAGUCUUUUGUGUAUUA
Scaptodrosophila lebanonensis is the source of this 5547-nucleotide messenger RNA. RefSeq names its product F-actin-uncapping protein LRRC16A (gene LRR). Lineage: Eukaryota; Metazoa; Arthropoda; Insecta; Diptera; Drosophilidae. The transcript has 23 exons. Gene Ontology annotation, biological process: regulation of Arp2/3 complex-mediated actin nucleation; cell migration. Bases 832 to 5259 code for a protein of 1475 amino acids. The record is from RefSeq and is a predicted model, not a curated record. Gene Ontology annotation, cellular component: plasma membrane; lamellipodium. Gene Ontology annotation, molecular function: protein binding.